ACGUGACCAUGGCCACGACGACGAAGACGCACAAGGUGGACUUGGAAGUGUCUUCUGUUUACUUGUCCACGGAUAUGCAAGUGUCCCUACUGCGUGAACUUUUGAAAUGGUUUGAACGACGAGUCUGUGCAUGCUACGCUCGUGUGAAGGCGGCGAACCUACCAAUCGUGCCAGUCGUGGUCGCCGCGACCGAAAUCGUCGCAGUGCGGGUGGGCAUCCCUCGGUUUGUCAAUUCUCUGGCUCACAUCACCGAGCCUUGGAUAUCAUCUAUCGAUGGUAUUGUCGGCGGACGAUUUCUCAGCACCAUCACAUUCAUCGUGCGCACUUGUUGCCCCCACGACGCCAACAACGUGCGACGAUCCACUGAUGCUGUCGAUGCCCAGUCGUGUCUAACCGUCGAUCAACUCAAGGACCAACUCGUACGUGUUCAGGCUCGAUUAGCCAUGGAAACACAGGAGAAGGAAGCGCUCCAUGCCACCGUGUGCCGUGUGCUGGCCACGAUGACAGCUGAAAACGACAGCUUGGAAGCGUUGUGCCAUGACGCACCAUCGCGUGGCUCAUCGGCUGGUCGGAUCAAGGCACUGGAAGACGAAUUGCAUGCGUUGCGUGUAGACAUGGCGUCUGUCAUGUCGGAAAACGACCAGCUUCGGAGGGAACUUGCAGCUGUGUCUCCCCCGUCCUCAACGUCAAAGGGCGAAUUCAAGCCAGACAUGACCCAGUCCGUUCAUGAUCAAGACUUAUCGGACACCAGUAGUUCUAUAGACAGUAGUUCUGUAGACAUCUCCCCAACAUCGCCGCCACAAGCGGGGCUUCCCAUGGAACUUCCAUCAUGGACGAUGCUUCCGUGCCGCCAAUCCUGCCGCCACCAGUCGACAGAAUCAACUCGGCAUGUGCAAGACUGAACACUCGAUGUUAUCGAGUGCGUUACAUAUCCCUGCCAUCACUACGCCCCCAUACGAAGCAACGUGGACACGUUGGAUGGCGUUAGCGCGUGAAGUUGGCUCGCUUCUAACAUGGUUUGAAUUUGGACGGACGCCAUGUCUAGUUUGUGUUGGGUUGCCAGCGCAUCCCCCAACACUCUGGCUUUGGCAGUGGGCAUGUGGAGCACCGCCGACGCUUCUACCAGCCUACGUACACUUGCAUCAUGAAUGGCCACGUGUCCAACCACAUUGAACGAUGAUCCUGAUGAGAGAGAUGGAACAACCUCCGAACAUAAGCAUCAGGCCGACUAGUGUACGGGCGCAAGACCAGAG
Aphanomyces astaci is the source of this 1253-nucleotide messenger RNA. RefSeq lists its product as hypothetical. The record is from RefSeq and is a predicted model, not a curated record. The coding region runs from base 9 to 902 and encodes 297 amino acids. Lineage: Eukaryota; Oomycota; Saprolegniomycetes; Saprolegniales; Verrucalvaceae. The transcript has a single exon.